AUGAACAUCAUUUCAAACCCGCACAAGACACUUGUAUUUGAUAUUGGAAGCUGUUACACGAGGUUUGGAUAUGCAGGUGAUGUUCAGCCAUCUUUUAGCGUUCCAUCUUCAAUUAUUCAGAGAGUUAGAGAUGGUGAAAAAACAUAUGAGUUCGGAGAUUCAUGGCUUUCGAAAAAUAUGCCUGAUUUGGAAGUUGUGAGUAUGAUUGAUGGUAGUGGAAAUCUUGUUCCUGAUCAUUCUCAGAUUAUUCCAACUUAUCUUGAUUGGACAUACUCGAAAUGCUUACAAAUAGAUCCAUCAGAUCAUCCAGUACUCCUCACACAACCAACUCAGAUUACUAUAAAUAAAGGACAAUUUGAAAAUUGGAGAAAAUCGUGGUGUGAACAUCUUUUUGAGUUUGCAAACCAUCCAUACUUAUGUUUGGAGUUUGAUUCAUCACUUGCUGCACUCUCACGUGGUCUUCAAACAGGAAUUGUCCUUGAUUUUGGUUGGUUAUAUACAAGAAUUGUUCCUAUCUUUGAAGGAAAGCCAUUAUUAAAUGUCGCACGAAAUUACCAAAUUGGAACAUAUACAUUUGUUGAUUAUGUCGAGACUCUUACUAAUCAGUCUGGCGGAAAAAUUUACACUUUAUUCGAUCCACCUGAGCAGAAUCAACAAUUCAACGUCAAUUUUAAGCCCCUUGUAGCUCGUUUUCCACUAUAUACACCCACAGAAUCACAACAGAAAUACGCGAAACGAAAUAUAAUUAUUGAUAUCCUCAAAACACAGCUUACAUAUAUUAGUACGAAACAACAAGAUCCUAUGGCUCUUCUUUACUACGUUCCUGGGCAUGAACCCCUCAAAACAUCCGUUCUUGCCCCUCUUAAAUCAAUUUUCUGGCAAAGAAUCGGAAACUCACCAAUUCCACUACUUCCCGAUACUAUUGCCGAUGUAAUUGGCAAAUGUCCAGGUGAUGUUCAGCGUUUAAUGUGGAAGAAUAUCAUUCCUGUUGGCGGUCUCUCAAAUGUUCCAGGAAUGUACGACAAAUUGAGAGAACUACUUGGAAGGCUUGUCCCUAGAAACUAUAUGGUCGACAUUAUCCCUCCAAUGCACCCUAUGUGCAACGGUUCUUUCUCUGUUUGGGUUGGCGGUUCAAUUAUGGGCUCUCUUGAUAACUUCCCAGAGUUCUGCAUCUCAAAACAAGAAUGGUCAGAACAAGGUGAAGCAAUUCUUUCAAAAAAGUGUAAAUAA
This is a messenger RNA of Trichomonas vaginalis G3, 1230 nucleotides long. RefSeq names its product ATP binding. The transcript has a single exon. The record is from RefSeq and is a predicted model, not a curated record. Gene Ontology annotation, biological process: Arp2/3 complex-mediated actin nucleation. Lineage: Eukaryota; Parabasalia; Trichomonadida; Trichomonadidae. Gene Ontology annotation, molecular function: actin filament binding. Gene Ontology annotation, cellular component: actin cortical patch; Arp2/3 protein complex. The coding region runs from base 1 to 1230 and encodes 409 amino acids.